This is a messenger RNA of Morone saxatilis (striped sea-bass), 1334 nucleotides long. It is a transcript of the gene scin, whose product is annotated as scinderin. The record is from RefSeq and is a predicted model, not a curated record. Gene Ontology annotation, cellular component: actin cytoskeleton; cytoplasm. Gene Ontology annotation, molecular function: phosphatidylinositol-4,5-bisphosphate binding; actin filament binding. Gene Ontology annotation, biological process: actin filament severing; barbed-end actin filament capping; actin polymerization or depolymerization. Lineage: Eukaryota; Metazoa; Chordata; Actinopteri; Moronidae.
GGCGUGGCCUCAGGUUUCCACCAUGUGGUCACCAAUGACCUUUCAGCACAAAGACUCCUCCACAUCAAGGGCCGGCGGGUCGUCAGGGCCACUCAGGUCCCUCUCAGCUGGUCCAGCUUCAACAGUGGAGACUGCUUCAUCGUCGACCUCGGCGACAAGAUCUAUCAGUGGUGCGGAUCCAAGUGUAACAAGUUUGAGCGACUGAAGGCAGCACAAGUGGCCAGAGGAAUCCGUGAUAACGAGCGAAAUGCCCGAGCCGAACUGGUGGUUGUAGAAGAAGGAUGUGAACUAUCGCAGUUAACUGAUGUCCUUGGAGUGAAACCAGAGCUGACAGAGGGAGAUGAUGAUGAUGAUACAGUGGCAGACUUGUCCAACAGGAAAAUGGCUAAACUAUACAUGGUAUCUGAUGCGUCAGGGUCCAUGAAAGUGACUGUUGCGAAGGAGGAAAACCCAUUCCUCCAGAGUGACCUGCUCUCAGAUGAGUGCUUCAUCCUGGAUCAUGGCAAAAACAAGAUGAUAUUUGUAUGGAAAGGGCAAAAAGCCAACCCCAGUGAAAGAAAGGAAGCCAUGAAAACAGCGGAAAGAUUCAUCAAACAGAUGGGCUACCCAGCAAACACACAGAUCCAGGUGUUGCCAGAGGGAGGAGAGACUCCCAUGUUCAAGCAGUUCUUCGUUGGCUGGAAGGACAAAGACCAGAGCGAGGGUUUAGGGAAGGUGUUUGUCACUGAGAGGAUUGCGAGGAUCCAGCAGGUGAAGUUUGAUGCCUCCAAGCUCCAUGAGUCCCAACACAUGGCAGCCCAGUACAACAUGGUGGAUGAUGGGAGUGGAGACACACAGAUCUGGAGGGUGGAGAGCAUCGGCAGAGUUCCUGUUGACCCAAAGACCUACGGGCAGUUCUACGGUGGGGACUGUUAUAUCAUCCUGUACACUUACGGGAAAAGACAGAUCAUCUACACCUGGCAAGGAGCCAGCUGCUCUUUGGAUGAGCUGACAGCCUCGGCCUUCCUGACUGUACAACUGGAUCGUUCACUGGCCUGGGACCCCUCUCACUGGGAUUGAAGAAGCAUGAAGUCCAUGCGUAUUUAGCUUAUAUAAAUAUAUAUCAGGAAAAAAAUAUACAUUUAAUCACCUUGAUUGUGUUUCCUGGAACAUUUUUUAAUUGAAAAUUGUGCUUUUCUGUUUGUUUUGUAUCUGAAAUACUGUAUCUAUUCAUAUGUUGACAGUGGUUCCCAAACUGUCAAAGUUUGGUGUUCGAAUGGGGGAAAGAAAGUUUGGGCAGGGGCGGAUGUAGAGAAAUAUUUACAAGGUGUCCAGAGGAUGUCAUAAGUGUUGUG